Messenger RNA from Microthlaspi erraticum, 1077 nucleotides. Lineage: Eukaryota; Viridiplantae; Streptophyta; Magnoliopsida; Brassicales; Brassicaceae. The record is from the annotation of a GenBank genome assembly.
AUGAGCACAGAGAUCACAGAACAAAACGCUGAGAAUCAAACUUGGAGAGACCUUCCUUUAGAUCUUCUGAUCUCAGCAAUGUCUCAUCUUGAAAUCAAAGACAACGUAAGAGCUUCUUCCGUAUGCAAAUCAUGGUACGAAGCAGCAGUCUCCGUUAGAGUCACAGAGCAGCCUCCAUGGCUCAUCCACUUCCCAAAAUCAAGAAACUCUUACGAGUUCUACAAUCCAUCAAACUCGGAGAAACAUCCAAUGGAGCUCCCUGAAUCACUAUCAGGGUUUAAAGUUCGUUACUCUAAAGACGGAUGGCUUCUUAUGAGCAAGAACAUUUCAUCAGACUUCGUCUUGUUCAAUCCAUUCACAAUGGAUCUUGUGGUCUUGCCUUAUCUUGAAUUGUGGUAUGGUUACCAAUUAGUUGGAUUCUCCUGUCCUCCAACGUCAAGUGACUGUGUUGUGUUCACAAUCAAGGACUAUGAUCCGGGUCAUGUGACUAUCCGGACUUGGAGCCCCGGUGAAGCCACUUGGACUUCGAAGCAGGUCUACGAGUCUCAGUUUCUUGAUGUGAAGCAUAACUAUCUUGUCUUCUCCAACGGUUUGUUUUACUGUCUCAACUUGAGAAACGAUCUUGCGGUUUUCGAUCCGUCUUUAAGGACGUGGAAGGUGCUCGAUGUGACGCCUCCUACACGCCCUGAUCACAUCGAUGAUGAGAGUUGGUGUGCAGGAAAGUUCAUGGUGGGUUAUAAAGGAGAGAUCUUUGUGGUGUGUACGUUUGGAAAUGAGCAGCCUUUGGUGUUUAAGCUGGAUCUUGCGAGAGGUGUUUGGGAGAAGAUGGAGAAUCUUGGUGGUUUGACGAUGUUUGUGAGUGUUAAUUCAUGUGAAUCAAGAACUUAUGUGGAUGAGGGGAUGUUGAGGAACAGUGUUUACUUCCCUAAGUUGUGUGAUGAUGAGACGCGUUGCGUGAGGUAUUCGUUUGAUGAGAGGAGAUACGAUCCGGUUGAGCACAGUGUUAACUGGGGAAAGCAGAGUUCUUCUGAGGACAUUUGGAUUAAGGCUCCUGAGUAUGGAUAUGAGAUGGUUUAG